This is a messenger RNA of Gracilinanus agilis (Agile Gracile Mouse Opossum), 1900 nucleotides long. RefSeq names its product solute carrier family 39 member 1 (gene SLC39A1). The record is from RefSeq and is a predicted model, not a curated record. Gene Ontology annotation, biological process: zinc ion transmembrane transport. Lineage: Eukaryota; Metazoa; Chordata; Mammalia; Didelphimorphia; Didelphidae. The transcript is spliced from 4 exons. Gene Ontology annotation, molecular function: zinc ion transmembrane transporter activity. Gene Ontology annotation, cellular component: plasma membrane. The coding region runs from base 106 to 1062 and encodes 318 amino acids.
CGGAACGGAACGGAUACUAUGUAACGAGGCCCAGGCGAGGUCAAGGACUUUCACAGGUGUGGACAGGGAAUUUAGGCACCCCCUGCCCUUCAAGCCACCACCACCAUGGUGCCCUGGGAAGAGCCAGAAAGGCUGGUGUGGCGCCCAGAAGCUGUGCCUGCAGUGCCUGUGGGGCUGGAGGUAAAGAUGGGUGCCCUGGCAGUGCUGUUGGUGCUCACCCUGUUUUGCAGCCUAGUGCCCAUCUGCGUACUCCGACGUCCCAGUGCCAACUUUGAGGCCUCAGCCUCCCGAAAAAAAAUCCUGAGCCUUGUGAGCUGCUUUGCUGGUGGUGUUUUUCUGGCCACAUGUCUUUUGGACUUGCUUCCAGACUACCUGGCUGCCAUAGAUGAGGCUCUGAGUGCCCUUCGAAUCACCCUUCAGUUCCCACUGCAAGAAUUCAUUCUCGCCAUGGGUUUUUUUCUGGUUCUGGUGAUGGAACAGAUUGUGCUAGCCUACAAAGAGCAAUCGGGGCCCCUUCCAAGAGAGGAGACUCGAGCUCUCCUUGGUACAGUGGGCAGUGCACCUCCCCACUGGCAUGAUGGACCCAUGGCUGAUGGGACUUCUCCUACCCCUUCAGCCUUAAGGGCCUGCGUCCUGGUCUUCUCACUUUCCCUUCACUCAGUAUUUGAAGGGCUUGCUGUGGGGCUGCAACGGGAGCGAGCCCGGGCAAUGGAGCUAUGUCUGGCACUGCUCUUGCACAAGGGGGUUCUUGCUGUCAGCCUAUCCCUCCGGCUACUGCAGAGCCGGCUUCGGGGUGGAGUGGUGGCCAUUUGUGGGGUUCUUUUCUCUUGCAUGACACCGUUGGGUAUUGGAUUGGGGGCUGCACUAGCAGAGUCAGCAGGGCCUUUGCACCAGCUGGCACAAUCAGUACUAGAAGGAAUGGCAGCGGGCACCUUCCUUUAUAUCACUUUUCUGGAGAUCUUGCCCCAGGAAUUGGCCACUUCUGAGCAGAGAAUCCUCAAAGUCAUCCUACUUCUUGCUGGUUUUGCUCUGCUCACUGGUCUGCUUUUCAUUCGUGUUUAAAUGGCCUCUAAGGUCUGGUCGGGGGAAUCAGAUGCUCUGAGAGGAGCUUUAGAGAAGGAUGAAUGGGGGAUUGAGGAGGGAAGGAGAGUGCAUUGGUGGGUGUUAUAGACAAGACCCCAGAGAAUGACUAAUGGAACAUGAGACAAAGAACAAAGUUAAAACUCUCAAGGAGUGUGGGGAUGGGAUAGAGGGUCAAAGAAAACUUGAAAAACACUAAACAACAGAGACAUGUAAACAGGUGGUAAGAAUACAAGGACUGACAGACACUAAGGGUAGGGACAGACAAAACUUGGCAGGGUAAGGGGUGGCAAAGGAACCUGGAGCCCCCAGGGAUAUGGAUUCCACCCCAUUCCUGCACUCUCCUGGAGAAGCCCCCUUUUCCUUCUCCUGGCCCCUGUCCCUUCUCAGUGUUCCCCUUUUUUAAGGGCAGGUUACUAGAGGACAUUUUCAGACCUAAUUCCUUGCCUUCAGCUGUAUUUCCUUUCCAUACCUCCCACAAAGUGCCAAAUACCCUCUUCCCACCUUUUUUCACAAAGCACAUUGGUAUUGGGCCUUGCCAGGCAGCUAACUUUGGGGCUACCCUGCCUGCUGCUGAUUUCCAGUGAAGCUUCACCCUUUCUAGGGCUGAGGGUGAAUAUCUAACUUGGUGAUCUUGUCCAGGUGCCAAAGGCAGAACCGUCUAAAUUUUUUUUGUACUACAGACGCCCUGGAGGGCCUGCCUCUCCAGGGGUUAUUUUUGGAGAAGGGUGGGUGGAUGGGAGGGAGGGAUAUUCUCUGUAUAAUCUAUUUUACUAAACUGACGCUUCCGGGAUCUGCUUCCCAAAUAAAGGUGUUCCUA